CUUUAGCGAGUAUAGGUGUUCUUUGCCUGCUGUUCAGUGUGGCUGUCUGGGUGUAGUCUCUGCUUCUCCGUUUUUUUACCAUCCCCGAAUUGUAGCUAGAUUCCUAGUUUUCAUUUACUAUUAUAGACUGAUAUCCUGUAGAAUCAGCUCAAAAUGAGGAGUUUCAUCUGUCCGUUGUCAUUCCGUGCCUUAGACACUUUUUCCAGGCCUUUUGCUUGCUGUUUCUACUCGGAAAUCAGUAUGCCUUCAUCCACUCUUGUUAAAGAAUGUGCUGAAGUUAAGACGACUGGAGGUGUUGCGUAUGAUGUUAUUCUGUCAGAACCAAAGACUGAAACUGUUUUGAAGCGACCUGUUUCGCCCCCAAAGAAGUCAGAAAAGAGUUUGACAGAUAUAGCCAGCAAACUAGCGGCAGCUGAAGAAAGAAGAAAGUCAAUGGAGUCGCAAUUACUGCAGAGAUUGGCAGAGGAGAGAGCACUUGCACAGGAAAAAGCAUCCAGAGUUAUGAAAGACAACAACAACUUCCAGGAAGUAACUAAGAAACAGCUAGAUGAGAAGAUGCAAGUUUUUGAAGAAAAUCGAAAUGCUCGUUUUCAGGCUCUGCAGAAACGUUUGAAGGAAAGGAGAUACAUGGCCGAGAAGUACGCAACCACAAAAGGUCCAUCAGCCAAGAAAAUGCAGAAAAUGGCAAUUGAGCAUUAACAAUAUAGUAAUCAAAAGUAUCUACAUGGGCUGGCAGCUGUAAAUAGAAGUUCAUCUCAUCAGAGUACACACCGAUCCACAAGGGCAUUUAUGUUAUGUUAUGUAAUUUUAAAACAAUCUGUAUUUAUCCAUCCAUAUAAGCUGUAGCUUACUUAGGAGUUAACUAUCUAGUUGUCUCAGUGUAGAAAUUAUUAAUGAUUAGUGUUAUGAUUCAUAAAAAUAGUCCUAUAUAAAUGAAAUAAUUGUUAAUUCAUAUAGUUGGAAAUGUCACUCCCAGAGUAUGUAAUUUCAUUACUAACUUUACAUAGUUGGUCAAACAAACCAUGAAAUGUGAUGUAAUUUGCAGCUGAGAAUGAGCUUUCCACACCUGAUUCUUGUAUCUGUAAUAUAGUGUUGCAUUUAAAGUUGUAAUUCUUCAGGAACUUUAUUCACUGUAGUAAAUUUGGUCACUCUUUCGUAAAAAUACAAUAAGCGAGUUGAUGAAAUGGUCAGCCCAUGAUAGGCUACUUAUUAAAAGGUGUACUCUGCCUGUAUUUAGUGUUUGAUAAUUGUUAUGCAAUACUCAUUUAUUCUUGUUACAUUUUGAAGCUUUACAUUUAUGAGUUGAUAUCAUUUUAUAGAGUAUAGUUGCUAGUAUACAAUUUUGUCUUGUUUAUUUACGUUAUUCGAUCGUGUAGCUUGAUGAUGUAGUGUAGAUAGUGGAGUACCAACAAAAUCCACUGCCUUCCAACAGUAUUCACUGCCACUAGUGUUUGCUGCUGCUGCUGCUGCUGAACAAAUUUGAAUGAAGCAGGAUAGAUAUCAAAGACACUGGCUUUUUCAAGAAGUGAUCAAAUAUAUGUUACUGGAAGUGUUUUAUACAAAUUACUUUGUACUUGAAUGGUGUCUUGUGCAAUCUAUGAAAAAGCCUUUGUAUGAUUUGAAUUUUUCAAAUUGGCUGGAAUUAUUUUUAUCUCUGCAUUACUUUGGCAUUCCAUUUUUGUCGGCAAAAUUGCUGGCCAUGUUCACUCUCACUAUAAAUCAGUGUUUCAUGAAUAAAUGAUGCUUUGUGCAAACUA
This is a messenger RNA of Saccoglossus kowalevskii, 1757 nucleotides long. Its product is annotated as stathmin. NCBI's taxonomy places the organism in Eukaryota, Metazoa, Hemichordata, Enteropneusta, Harrimaniidae. The record is from RefSeq and is a predicted model, not a curated record. Gene Ontology annotation, biological process: microtubule depolymerization; regulation of microtubule polymerization or depolymerization; neuron projection development. Gene Ontology annotation, molecular function: tubulin binding. Gene Ontology annotation, cellular component: cytoplasm; neuron projection.